AUGCAGUUAGCGGAGCACAUGCUGAACGUGAGCCCGCAGAGGCAUCAACAAUCUUGUAACGGUGUUAGCCCUUUACCUCAAGAUACUACUGCUUCCUGCGAUGAACUUGCAGAAGUGAGAGAAGCAGUUGUCAGCAUUAUGUCUAAUAAUUCAGAUGAAGUAGUGUGUCAAAGCACAAAUGAUGGAGAAUACAGACGCAGCUUACCGGCUUCACAAAAUGCAGGGGAGGAACCCAGCUGUUCACAGAGAAAUUAUUCCAGUCCUCAAGUGGUUAUCUUCCAGCUGAAGGGUGGUACUCAUAUACUCUGUGUAAACAAUACUGACACAAUGAAAACAGUUCAUUUGGUCCCCCAGUAUCAAGAACAGCAUAAAUACCUUCAGCCAGGUAUCAGCAUUUUGAAAAAUAUUAACAGUAUGUCAGCUGUCAUCUCAAAAUCAACUGACUCUGUGACAUCUGUACUGGGACAGUUUUUACCAGUUGGAGGGAAACUGAAUACCUAUGCACAAGAGGGCAAGGGCAAAGCAGGUGGUGACAGAUCUGCCCAUAACAGAAACACAAACAGGCUGCCUUUCAGUUCCUGGGAUACAAAGUCUAAGAAGCCAUGCAACUGUACUAAAUCACAGUGUCUCAAGUUAUACUGUGAUUGUUUUGCCAGUGGUGAUUUCUGCAGUAACUGCAACUGCAAUAAUUGUUAUAACAAUCCACAGCAUGAAAUAGAACGGUUUAAAGCAGUUAAGGCUUGUCUUGACAGAAACCCAGAAGCUUUCUUGCCAAAGAUUGGAAAAGGGAAAGUGGGGGAUAUUAAGCCUCGACAUAACAAAGGAUGUAACUGUAAGCGUUCAGGGUGCCUGAAGAACUAUUGUGAAUGCUUUGAGGCUAAAAUUAUGUGUUCAUCUAUCUGCAAAUGUGUUGGCUGUAAAAAUUAUGAAGAAAGCCCAGAUCGAAAAACACUAAUGAAUAUGCCAAAUUAUAUGGAGAUUAGAAAUAAUGAAGGAAAUGACUCUGUAUCAUUUUCUACCUCUGAAAUAUUAUCAAAACCCAGAAAAGACAGCAGGCAGUCUAAUACAUGUAUAUCAUGGGAAGUGGUUGAGGCAACAUGUGCCUGUCUCCUGGCUCAAGCAGAAGAGGCAGAAAAAGAAUCUUACACUGUCUGCCUAGCUGAACAAAUGAUUUUGGAAGAAUUUGGGAGAUGCUUAUCACAGAUUCUACACUCUGAAUUUAAAUCCAAAGGGCUAAAAGUUGAAUAA
This is a messenger RNA of Gekko japonicus, 1248 nucleotides long. It is a transcript of the gene TESMIN, whose product is annotated as metallothionein-like 5, testis-specific (tesmin). Gene Ontology annotation, cellular component: nucleus. The record is from RefSeq and is a predicted model, not a curated record. The transcript has 12 exons. NCBI's taxonomy places the organism in Eukaryota, Metazoa, Chordata, Lepidosauria, Squamata, Gekkonidae. Gene Ontology annotation, biological process: regulation of DNA-templated transcription. The coding region runs from base 1 to 1248 and encodes 415 amino acids.